Grosmannia clavigera kw1407 is the source of this 1788-nucleotide messenger RNA. Its product is annotated as nol1 nop2 sun domain containing protein. Lineage: Eukaryota; Fungi; Ascomycota; Sordariomycetes; Ophiostomatales; Ophiostomataceae. Gene Ontology annotation, cellular component: nucleolus. The transcript has a single exon. The coding region runs from base 1 to 1788 and encodes 595 amino acids. The record is from RefSeq and is a predicted model, not a curated record. Gene Ontology annotation, molecular function: methyltransferase activity. Gene Ontology annotation, biological process: rRNA base methylation.
AUGUCGCUCUACCAUGAGGCGGCAGCUGCCCUGAUGGCCCCGGCGGCCGACGGCGGAAAUCUGAAGACGCGCAUUUUCGGGCCCCGCAGCGGUCCUGACCCCCGGAAGGCAGCUGAGAAAGGGCGAUCGUCUUUGGCCUCAACAGCCACUUCUGCCUCCGGCGCGACCAAGCCCGCCGCGAAAGCACCGCCCGCACAGGUCUAUGCGCUCGCGAUUGAGACGACCAAGUGGAGCGCCGUGCUGAGCGAAAUCGUCGAUGCAGCCGGCCUGCUGGUCCUCGAGCGUCGCCGGCUGCCGUCACCGGUGAUGGCCCUCUUGCUGGUGCACGAUCUGCUGCUGUCACGGUCUGGCGUGCGGCUGCCGGCCGAGCACGGCCUUCACGCAGCCGUGGCGCGCCACAAGGCCCGGCUGACCGCUGAGCUGACACGCGCCCGCCUGCGUCGCCACGCCGCCUCGCUCGACGAUCUGCGCCGCCAGGUCGAGCAGGUCGCUGCACGCGCAUCCCGCACCCACGCUGGCGCUCCGGCCACGCGCUGGAUCCGCAUCAACACGCUCAAGACCACGCUCGCCGUCCAGCUGGCCACCACGUUUGCCGAUUACCGCCGUGUGGCCAGCCUGCCGGAGCUGUGGGAAGAUGACGACAGCACCUCGAACACGACGUCGGACAACAACGCCCGCAUCUUUAUCGACGACAACGUGCCCGAUCUCGUCGCCGUGCCCGUGUCGACGUCCUCGGCUGCCUCGCCCACCGUCGACCCCACCCGCUCCGAUGCCUACCGCUCUGGCGCCAUCAUCUUCCAGGACAAGGCCUCCUGCUUCCCGGCCUAUCUACUCGACCCGGCUUCUGUCUUUGACGACGACCAGGAUGUCGACCUCGUCGACGCCUGUGCUGCGCCUGGCAACAAGACCAGCCACCUGGCUGCCCUCACACGGCCGCUGCUGCUAGAACGACCGCGGCCCUGCAUCUUUGCCUUUGAAAAAGACCCUCGCCGCGCAAAGACGUUGCAGUCGAUGCUGCAGACUGCCGGAGCCCUCGAUCUGACCACCAUCGGCGCCGCCCAGGACUUCUUGCAGGUCGAUCCCGCCGCCGCUCUCUACCGCAAUGUCCGCGCACUGCUGCUCGACCCCAGCUGCUCCGGCAGUGGCAUUGUUGGUCGCGAUACCAUGCCUGUCCUCCACUUGCCCAAGGGCGGGACCGAGAAGACGGCCGGACAACAGCUAAAGACAAACAAGAAACGGAAACGGCCUGCCGGCCGACAGCCAGACGACAAGACGGCGAAGCACGACUUCGCCAAGACUGCAGACACCAUCGUUGCUGCUGCUGAAAAUGCGGUCACCGAGUCCGAAACAGAAUCGGCCCGCCUCACUGCCCUGGCCGCAUUCCAGCUCACACUGCUGCUGCACGCCUUCCGCUUCCCGGCCGCCCGUCGCAUCACUUAUUCCACCUGCUCUGUCCACGCCCAGGAGAACGAGCAGGUUGUCGUGCGCGCCCUGACUUCCGCCUCCGCCCGUUUCGGUUGGCGUCUGCUGCGCCGGGACGAGCAGGUCGCUGGCAUGCGUGCCUGGCCGGUGCGUGGAGACCCUGCUGCCGCCCAGAACGUUGACGGCGUUGACGACAGCACAAUCAAUUCCGUCGCCGUGGCCGACGCCUGUAUUCGGUCAUACCCAGACGACAUCGAACGCGGUAUCAUGGGCUUCUUUGUCGCUGCCUUUGUCCGGGACGAUGAAGCGGCUGCUGUGGCUGCUACAAACGACAGCGACAGCGACUGGAGCGGCUUCGACGACUGA